Molecule: messenger RNA, 2844 nt
Organism: Diaporthe amygdali
Lineage: Eukaryota; Fungi; Ascomycota; Sordariomycetes; Diaporthales; Diaporthaceae
Exons: 1
Coding region: 1-2844 (947 amino acids)
Biological process (GO): protection from non-homologous end joining at telomere; double-strand break repair via nonhomologous end joining; interstrand cross-link repair
Molecular function (GO): damaged DNA binding; 5'-3' DNA exonuclease activity
Source: RefSeq, a predicted model, not a curated record
AUGGCGCCCUCUAAGACGAGCAGGGCUCCUCGCCCCGCGCCCAAAGUCUCCAAUCCAAAGACCCCAAGGCGCCCCAGCACAACCAACAAGAGCAUCCUCAACUUCUUCCAAAAAGUUGAUCGCCCCGAAGAAUCCAUGUUCGUUGGUGGUGACGCUAGUGUCGCGGUGGCAAAUCAACCCGCCCAAGAGGUCGACGAUAUCUACGCCGCCGAGGAUCCAGUUUUGGAAGAGAGAUACAACGAGGCCCAGGCGCCAAGCAAGAGGAGGAAAUUGAGCCCUGCCGAAGACAUCCAGGACGAGAACGCUGCGCCAGUUGCGACCAAGCCCAAGCCACAAGGCAGACCGACGUCUGUCAAAUCUUCUCCGCCGCCAAAGAAGCCGAGGAGAGGACCCUUCCUGGAUGACUCUGACUCCGACUCCGAACCCGAAGAUGUUGCCAAAUCAUCAGCGCCCCAGUCAAACGGCCCAGAGCCCAAGCAAUCACCCCCGAGCAAGGAAAACCAGGAAGUAUGGCCAACGACAUCCAAGGACCCGGAGAGGACGAGUCUAACCGCUGCCCUUGAACCAGUCUCCAGAACCUCCCCGCCGCCCCUCAAGAUCGAACCAUCAACCGACGGAGACUUUGCCGACCUCGAGGGCCUGAACGACGAAUUCGACGAUGAUCUAUUCGAAGGCGAAGAGUUGCGCGAAAUGCGGUUUAUCAAAGAACAGGCCCGGCUUGAGGCUGAAGAGGCCGGAAUACCAACUUGUGAUGACGGGCUCGAGACGCUGAUGGAAGACGAUGGGAUGACCGAGAGCUGUCCAAUAUGCAACAGCAGCCUCUCAGGCGUCACGCCGGACCAGGCUACCGUGCACGUAAACUCGUGUCUAGAUGGGAAUCCUACUCCCUUGCCAUCGGCCAAGCCUACGAAGCAGCCUUCGCCCGAACCGAAACAUAUAAAACGAGAGGUCUCAGAUGAGAAGAGGACAGACUUGGUCUCAGCGCCAGAGGUAGGGAAACGGUUCGCUCGAGCCGCAGUCGCGCGGCCGGGCCAGGCAAACCCAAUAGAACUCAGCGGGGGACCAAGCAAGGAUGGCAGUGGAAGCACAACCGCCUUCUCAAAGCUCAUGUCUGGGCAUGCUGAAGACGCCGCCUGGGCCACUGCAGCAGCGGCUGAGAGCGCCGCUCGGGGAAAACCUGCGUAUCAGCGGACAUGCCCUUUCUACAAGAUUAUGCCUGGUUUCCACAUCUGCGUUGAUGCUUUCCGGUAUGGCGCCGUCGACGGGUGCCGAGCCUAUUUUCUGAGCCAUUUCCACAGCGAUCACUAUAUUGGCCUCACAGCGAACUGGACACACGGCCCGAUAUACUGCAGCAAGGUCACAGGGAGCCUUGUGAAGUCCCAAUUAAAGACCGCAGAGAAAUACGUGGUAGAGCUGGAAUUCGAGAAGAAGGUGCCUAUUCCAGGGACUGAUGGCGCGUUUGUGACUAUGAUUCCUGCAAACCACUGCCCUGGGAGUUCUCUGUUCCUCUUCGAAAAAACCGUCUCAAACCCCAACCCACAUGCGCACUCAAAGGAGAAACGAAUACAGCGUAUCCUUCACUGCGGCGACUUCCGCGCAUGUCCAGCACACAUUGAGCACCCACAAUUGAAGCCGGAUGUUAUCGAUGCGCUAGGUAAAGUCAAGCAGCAGAAGAUCGACGUCUGCUAUCUCGACACUACAUAUCUCAACCCACGGUACUCAUUUCCGCCACAAACCGAUGUAAUCCAGGCGACAGCCAACUUGUGCCUCGAACUAGACACAAGUCUGCGAGCAGAGGACGAAUCAGUCUGGAACGGUGUACUGCGCCGGCGCGAGGGCCGCGGGAUAGGGAACAACGACACUGUCAGCCGUUUCUUUGUCGCAGCCGACAAGAACUCCCCAGACACCAGCAAGCAGGACUCCCAGGUCACCACCACCACCACCAAGACCAACCCAUCGAGCCCAAACGCCUUCACCGCACUAGGCCAAAAGGCGCGCGACAACCGCAACCGCCUUCUAGUAGUGUGCGGGACAUACAGCAUCGGCAAGGAGCGGAUCUGCAAGGCGAUAGCGCAGGCGCUGCGGACCAAGAUCUACGCGCCUCCGGCCAAGAUCCGGAUCUGCUCGCAGCUGGGCGACCCGGAGCUGGCGGCGCUGAUGACGGGCGACCCGGCCGAGGCGCAGGUGCACAUGCAGAUGCUCAUGGAGCUGCGCGCCGAGACACUCGCCGAGUACCUGGACGCGAACCGCCCGCAUUUUGGCCGCGUCGUCGGCUUCCGCCCCAGCGGGUGGAACUACCGGCCGAGCCUGGCCAACAACAACGGCAGCGUCGGCUCCGGCGGUGGUGCGGGAGGCAAGGCCCCCACUGGUGGUGGUGGGGGAAGCGCCGCGCAGGUGACGGCCAACAUGCCGCCCAGCUCGGUCCCCACGGCGCACAUCCUGCACGGGCCGGCGUGGCGCACGCGGUUCGGGCCCCGCGACCUGGUGCCGCAGCAGGGCAGCUCGCGCGACGCCAUGUGCUUCGGCGUGCCGUACAGCGAGCACUCGAGCUUCCGCGAGCUGAUGCUGUUCGUCAUGGCGCUGCGCAUCGAGAAGGUCGUGCCGACCGUCAACGUCGGCAGCGAGCCGUCGCGCCGCCGCAUGAAGGCCUGGACGGACCGGUGGCUCAGCGAGCGGCGGCGGGGCGGGGUCAUCAGGCUUGUUAGGGAGGACGGGGAUGGUGGGGAGGAUGAGCUUGGGAGCGAUGGGGAGGCUCGGGAGGGGCGGAGGAAGGGUGGUGGUGGCGGCGGUGAUGUCGCGAUGUGGGAUGGAAAGGAUGGGCGCGGCGGAGGCGUCAAUUGGUAG